Molecule: messenger RNA, 453 nt
Organism: Dictyostelium discoideum AX4
Lineage: Eukaryota; Evosea; Eumycetozoa; Dictyosteliales; Dictyosteliaceae
Exons: 2
Coding region: 1-453 (150 amino acids)
Cellular component (GO): membrane
Source: RefSeq, a predicted model, not a curated record
AUGAUAAAAACUUUAAUAAUUAUAAUUGUAUCUGUUAUUGUGGGAUACUUAAUUUCUCAUUUUAAUAUUUUAAAUUUUGUAAUCUCAUCACUAAUCGAAGUAACAGUAAUUAAUAAUAAGAAAGUAAUAGUUGGGGCCAUCGUUGGACAAGCAUUAAUUUAUUUUUUCGUAUUCUUCCUACCACUUUCAAGUGUAGCAAAUCAAAUUGUAAAAGAGGAGUCAUCAACAAACUAUAGAGUGAAUCCACCUAAAACACCUUCUUUAGUAGGAAAUUUGUAUCUACAACAACAAUUACAACAACAGCAACAGCAACAACAGCAAUUACAACAACAACAACAACAGCAACAACAAUCUCAUCAUCAACCAAUUUUAAAUACAGCGACUCCUUUUACACUACAGAAUCAUCUUAUACCAAAUCCGUCUAUUAAAACAACACAAUAUAAUAUUAAAUAA